UUGGUCCAACGAAUCCGAAGAGACGCUUCACAACCCAGCAGACUCCUGUGAUGUGAAGAUGAAGCUGAACAUCUUCCUCUGGCUCUCAGCUCUUCUCUCCAUCUUCCACCCUCAAUCAGAUGGUCGACCUGCUGAAGGUCCCUCCGGUCACCACCUGCUCCUUUCUCAGCCGCUGCUCCUCCGCCUGGGGGAGGAGCUUUCCCUGCAGCUGGAAGGAGGAGGUCGUGCUGUGGACAUCCCCUCCUCCUUAGAAGUCAAGAGGGCUCUGCUGCAGCUCUGGGCAGAGCAACAGGAUGAGGAGGCAAAGAAGAAGAUGAAGAGGUCUGAAGAACCUCCCCUAUCUUUGGAUUUGACAUUCCAUCUCCUCAGAGAAGUUCUGGAGAUGGCCCGGGCUGAGCAGCUGGCCCAGCAGGCUGACAGUAACCGUAAGAUGAUGGACAGCUUUGGAAAAUGAUCCAAACCUUCAUGUUUGUUCUGCAGGAUUCUCAGAUAUCUAACAGAACUACAACUAAGACCAGAAUAUUUCUUACACUGAACUUUUAUCGAUUUCACUGCAUGGAGAGGUUCUGUCUAACCCUCUGAUCUGUCAUCAAUAAAUUAAUAAUAAGAUGAAA
This is a messenger RNA of Girardinichthys multiradiatus, 614 nucleotides long. RefSeq names its product corticoliberin-like. The record is from RefSeq and is a predicted model, not a curated record. Gene Ontology annotation, cellular component: extracellular region. The transcript is spliced from 2 exons. Gene Ontology annotation, molecular function: hormone activity. Lineage: Eukaryota; Metazoa; Chordata; Actinopteri; Cyprinodontiformes; Goodeidae. Bases 59 to 454 code for a protein of 131 amino acids.